Argentina anserina (silverweed cinquefoil) is the source of this 1657-nucleotide messenger RNA. Its product is annotated as ribulose-1,5 bisphosphate carboxylase/oxygenase large subunit N-methyltransferase, chloroplastic. Gene Ontology annotation, biological process: peptidyl-lysine monomethylation. Gene Ontology annotation, cellular component: chloroplast. The record is from RefSeq and is a predicted model, not a curated record. Gene Ontology annotation, molecular function: protein binding; protein-lysine N-methyltransferase activity; [ribulose-bisphosphate carboxylase]-lysine N-methyltransferase activity. The coding region runs from base 2 to 1492 and encodes 496 amino acids. Lineage: Eukaryota; Viridiplantae; Streptophyta; Magnoliopsida; Rosales; Rosaceae. The transcript has 6 exons.
UAUGGAAGUCACACUCUUCACUCUAUCUUCUUCCUCCUCCGCUUUCCUCUCCUCUCAUCUCAAACCAAAACUCAAACACCCAUGUUCCUUAUCAAAACGACCAACCCUUCAUCUCAACAACACUAAAGCUCUUCCCUUUCGGGUCACCAGCUCACUCUCUGUCCCCCAAUGCGACACCUCACUCCCUCCGGCGGUGCAGACCUUCUGGCAGUGGCUCCGGGACGAGGGUGUAGUCUCCGGCAAGACACUUGCGAAACCAGCUUUGGUCCCUGAAGGCAUGGGACUCGUGGCUCAGAGAGACAUUGCCAGAAACGAGGUUGUUCUGGAGGUCCCAAAGAGGCUGUGGAUAAGCCCGGAUGCUGUGUCAGCCUCGGAGAUUGGAAAUGUGUGCGGUGGGUUGAAGCCUUGGUUGUCUGUGGCUCUGUUUUUGCUUAGAGAGAAGAGUAGAGACGAUUCCAAGUGGAAGCUUUACUUUGAUAUUCUUCCUGAGACUACUGAUUCGCCUGUGUUCUGGUCAGAAGAGGAGCUUGAUGAGCUUCAAGGAACUCAACUUUUGAGCACAACAAUGAGUGUCAAAGAGUAUGUGCAGAGUGAGUUUCAGAUUGUGGAACAAGAAAUCAUCCUUCCUAACAAGCAGCUUUUCCCUUCUCCUAUCACAUUGGAUGACUUUUUUUGGGCAUUUGGUAUACUGAGAUCUCGGGCAUUCUCGCGCCUCCGUAAUCAAAGUCUUGUUUUGAUCCCAUUCGCAGACUUUAUUAACCACAGCUCAAGUGUAACUACAGAAGAGCAUGCAUAUGAGAUCAAAGGAGCAGCAGGUCUUUUCUCUUGGGAUUAUCUGUUUGCUAUAAAAAGCCCACUUUCUGUCAAGGCCGGAGAGCAGGUUUACAUCCAGUAUGAUAUAAACAAGAGCAAUGCUGAGUUAGCUUUAGACUACGGAUUCAUAGAGUCAAAGGCAAAUCGGAAUGCCUUCACCUUGACAUUGCAGAUAUCAGAGUCAGACCCAUUUUAUGGGGACAAGCUGGACAUAGCUGAAUCAAAUGGUAUGGAUGAGACUGCAUACUUCGACAUAUUUUUGGACUGUUCACUUCCAGAAAAAAUGCUUCCGUACCUGCGGCUGGUAGCUCUCGGAGGAACCGAUGCUUUCCUCUUGGAAUCUGUAUUCAGAAAUUCUGUCUGGGAAUUUCUUGACCUGCCUGUGAGCCGUGCCAAUGAGGAGCUCAUAUGCAGAGUAGUUAGAGAUGCCUGCAAAUCUGCUCUUUCUUCGUAUCCCACCACCCUUGAAGAGGAUGAGAGGUUAAAAGAAUCAGAACUCAAUCCAAGGCUGGCGAUUGCAGUUGGAAUCAGAGCAGGGGAGAAGAAGGUGCUGCAACACAUUGAUAGUAUUUUCAAGGAUAGAGAAUUAGAACUAGACAUUUUGGAGUACUACCAAGAGAGAAGGCUGAAGGAUCUUGGACUUUCCGGGGAGCUAGGAGACAUCAUCUUCUGGGAGUAGUGGAAGUUCUUGUUACAAAUCGAUGGCAAAAGUACUGAGAAUUCCCUGAAGAGGAUGAGGAAGCAUUUUUACUUGAACAAUGGAUCCCAUUAAGACAUUUGUGUUGCUUAUUGUACUUUUAUGGCUGACGUACCAGCAGAGCUACUCCUACCAAUAUUGAAACAC